GUCAAAGCUGCCUGCAUAGAAAUUGUCGGAGAAAAUUCAAGAUUGUUUUUUUAUCCCUAUUUUUUCCCUAUUGAAAUUUCAGUCAAAUUCUCCAUUAAUCAAAUUCUUCCUUUCCUAUUUCCUCCGCACGCGGCUUCUUCACAAUCCACAGUUUGUUUUUUUUUUGUGCGAUUCCCAAAUUCAACUAUAAUAAUCACCAGUUUCGUAGAUUAUUGAAUUUCAAACAAAAAAUUUGUUGUUGAUUCUUCAAAAUCAUGGCAUCGGCGGCGAUAUUCUCGUCUCUGCGGCGGCGGAGCUCGCCCUCGCUGGAGGCGUUUCUGGCGCCGGUGGAUUUACCAAACGCCGCCGUUUUGGAGGCUCUCCGCGCCGUUUCGUUGUCGUCCUUCUCCGGUAAGAGCAAAAAGGCCCCCUUUUUUCAGGGCAAGAAUUCGAGAUCUUUAAUCCGGAAAAUCAGCGUCAUCUCUGUGCUCCUCGACGCCCUAAUCGAUUUGGGGAUUUCGGGGAUUCCUCCGACUCUGUUUCUGUGCUUGAAGGAGUUGUACCUCCUGCUUUAUCGGUCGAAAAUCUUGAUCGAUUAUGUCAACGGUUCUAGCAAGCUAUGGCUGCUGCUGCAAAACCACUCGAUUUCCGGUCAUUUCCAUGAUAUCAAUCAGGAAAUCUCCACCCUUUUCGAUGUGUUUCCUUUGUCUGAGAUUGCUACUUUGUCUGAAGAUGUUCGGGAGCAAAUUGAUUUGUUGAGGAGACAGUCUAGGGAGUCGAAAUUGUUGAUUGAUAAGCGUGAUGAGUGUUCAAGAUUGAAGCUUUACUAUUUCUUGAAUGAAUUUGAGAAUGGCAGAAUCCCAGAAAUGAAUGAGCUGUACAUAUUCUUUGUGGAGAAAUUAGGGAUUUGCGAUGUGAAGAGCUGUAGAAGUGAGAUUGAGUUCUUGGAGGAGCAGAUUGUGAAUCAUGAUGGUGAUCUUGAGCCCUGUGCCUCUGUUCUCAAUGGAUUUGUGGCUCUGUUGCGUUAUUGUAGAUUCUUGCUGUUUCGAUUUGAGGAUGGAGAUGGGGAUUUGGGGAAGUGGAAACGUAGAGUUAAAGCAAAUGGAUUGAUCUCUAGAGAGAUUGCAGACACAUUUGUCACAAUCCCUAAGGAUUUCUGCUGUCCUAUUUCGUUAGAGUUGAUGCAUAAUCCGGUUAUUGUGUCGACCGGGCAGACGUAUGAUCGUUCCUCGAUUGCUAGAUGGUUGGAGGAAGGGAAUAGUAGCUGUCCGAAGACGGGGCAGAUGCUUGUUCAUAUGAAAUUGGUGCCAAAUCGCGCGUUGAGGAACUUGAUCUUGCAGUGGUGUGUGGCUAAUGGGAUCCCGUAUGAUCCACCGGAGAAUAGUGCGGAUGUGUGCACGUCUGCUCCUCCGAGCAAGGCUGCAGUCGAGGCAACGAAGGCGACUGCAGCUGUGUUGGUCGAGGAGCUGGCAAACGGGACACCACGGGCCAAGACUGUUGCUGCUUGGGAGAUUAGGCUGUUAGCGAAAACGGGGAGGGAGAAUCGGGCGUAUAUAGCUGAGGCCGGAGCCAUACCUCUUUUGAAACUGCUGCUUCCGUCUGCGGAUGCCUUUGCGCAAGAGAAUUCCGUGACUGCGUUGUUGAACUUGUCGAUAUACGACAAGAACAAGAGCCGGAUCAUGGAGGUCGAAGGGUGUUUAGGCGCCAUUGUCGGGGUUUUGAGAAACGGGCACACGACUGAGGCAAGGGAGAAUUCAGCCGCGACGCUGUUCAGCCUCUCGGCCGUCCAUGACUACAAGAAGGAGAUCGCGCGGGAAGAUGGAGCCGUGGAGGCUCUGGCCGGGAUGCUGGUGGACGGGACUGCCAGGGGGAAGAAAGACGCGGUCACAGCUCUAUUCAACCUAUCCACGCACCCUGAGAACUGCGCGAGGAUGAUCGAGUCAGGCGCUGUGAGAGUGUUAGUCGGGGCACUCGAGCGCGAAGGCAUCGCUGAGGAAGCUGCCGGUGCGUUGGCACUCAUAGUGAGGCAGCCUAUUGGGGUUGAGGCAGUCGGGAAGGAGGAGAGCGCGGUGCUAGGGCUGACCGGGAUGCUGCGUUGUGGGACUCCGAGGGGUAAAGAGAACGCUGUGGCGGCGCUUCUCGAGCUGUGCAAGAGUGGGGGCGCGGCCGCGACGCAGAGGGUGCUUAAGGCGCCUGCGAUGGCGAGCCUGCUGCAGAGUCUGCUCUUUACAGGGACGAAACGAGCUAGGAGGAAGGCGGCGUCGUUGGCGAGGGUAUUCCAGAGAUGUGAGAACACAUCGUUGCAAUUUGGGGGAUUGGGUUUGGGGUAUGCGUUUGCUAGAGGAAAUGCGGUUGCUGCCAUUGAUACAAGCUUUGCUGCUGAUGUUUCAAUGCCUCUCUCCAUUUCAGUGCCUGUGUUGUAGAGAUGUUUCGUUACCCCAUUCUUUUAAGUUCCAAUUUUUUUGUUUUCUUAAAUUUGUGAUAGUUACAAAAUUCAUUCAAAUAGUAUAUGGAAAGGGGGUUAUACAUAAAAGUUAUUUGUGCCUGCACAGUUUGUUUCUACUGUCAAUGUUUGUAAUUACAAUUAUUGUUAGUAUUAGUAUUGAUUGGUCUGAAUA
Messenger RNA from Salvia hispanica, 2597 nucleotides. RefSeq names its product U-box domain-containing protein 17-like. NCBI's taxonomy places the organism in Eukaryota, Viridiplantae, Streptophyta, Magnoliopsida, Lamiales, Lamiaceae. The record is from RefSeq and is a predicted model, not a curated record. Gene Ontology annotation, biological process: protein ubiquitination. Gene Ontology annotation, molecular function: protein binding; ubiquitin-protein transferase activity.